AUGAAACAUGAAAAAGGGAAAAACACGAAAGUGGUAUCUCUUAAAAGUCUGUAUAGUAACUUUCACAAAACGAGUGAAUUACUUUUGAAAGAGAAAGAUAAGAAACAUUUUGAAGAUAAAAACUGUGAACAUGCAGAUAAUAGUCAAGAGGAUAAAGAGAAUCAGGAGACCCAUUCGCAAGGAUGCACAUUUCAGCAUGAACUCGAUUCUGAAGAUCAUUUUUUGAUUGAAGGAAAAGCUCAGAAGAAAUCAAACUCGAGAAGAGGACACAAGAAGGAUCAAACUAUAUUGCCCAAGCAAGGUAUGAAGCAAGAAAGGGAGAUUCAUUAUGACAUGAAAAAGAAUUAUGGAUAUUCUUACGACAUAAGGAAAUAUUUCAUGCAGGAAGAGACACAUAAUUUAUCAUCGAAGGAGAAGGUGAAGGAAAACACAUCUUCAAAAGUAGAACCCAAAAGUAGAACCCAUUUUUCAGAGAUAACACAAAAGAAGGGAAAAACAAAGGAUAAGCGUAAUCUUAGUGAGGAAAAAAGUUAUUCGGGAAGUGCUUCUUGUCAUGUGAAUAACACAGCAAGUGUUUAUGAUAAUAUCAAUUCGAUUGAACAUUUGAUAAAAGAAAAUAGAUUAGAGAGAGAAGAAUCUUAUGGUAGCUUAUGUAGGACUACAGAUGAGGAGAAGCAAAAUGGAAAUGAGCAGAUUACAAGCGAUGAAGACAGAUUAAGCGUGAGAUUUGAUUUCAAAAAUGAGACUAACAAUAAUGAAAUGCUAAAUUCCCCAUUAAAUACAAAAAUGGAAAAGAACAUGGAAAAGAAGAAACAAAGUUUAUUGUUAGAAGAAUUGACAAAGCAAAGGAAUAAUUCCAAUGUUAAGAAAGAUGUUUUCAAUUGUCCAGAGUUUCACGAAAAAGAUAAGAACACCACAGUGAUUAUGCAAACACAAGGGAAUUACAACAUAGGAGAAGAGAAAGAAAAAAAAUACAAUAAAAUAACCGAGAAAGAAGAGAGUGUAAAUUUCAAAAGUAUGAAAAUUGAAGACAUAAAAUGUACCCUAUCUAAAAAUGAACCAGAUACGCUAAAAAUUUUAUUAUGCACAGAUAACCACUUAGGGUAUAAAGAAAAUAAUUCAGUACAAAGAAAAGAUACUUUCAACUCUUUUGAAGAAAUUUUAUUCAUUGCAAACAAGUUAAAUGUCGAUAUGAUUCUAAACAGUGGUGAUUUAUUUCAUAAAAAUAAAGUGUCUGAAUAUACACUUUUUAAAUCCAUGGCAAUUAUAAGGAACUACUGUCAUGUUAGUGCUCAUGAAGAGGAGGACUCUGUUUCUUCACCCAUGACGCAACCAGCUAAUUUUUCCAAAACAGAAAUAUCUUCCCAUAGAUCUGCACAAAGAUUCAGUGUUAGCGUGAAGGAAGUGCAGAAUUGUAACUAUACAUACUAUGAGGAUGGAAGUACAAAGAGUGAGGGCUCGUGUAGGGAGAACCCAAAGUUGCAUCACACUCGGAGGGAACAGAUUAAGCAGAAUGAGCCGAGUAAGAAAUGUGAGCAACCUGGUGGGGAAAGCAGAAGUAGACACAUUGCUGGGAGGAGACAAAAAAAUGGAUGCAGGGUUGUGCGGUUUGAUAGUGAUAGAAGCGGAGGAGGCAGAAGGGGAUCUAGCAGUAGUGGCAGUAGUAGAAGCGGAUCUAGCAGAAGUGGACGUGGGGAGGAGGGAACUGCUUACGAUAUGUGCGACUCCGUGAGGAUGUGUUCAGUAAGGGAGAAGGUCGAAAUGUGCAUUCCAUUUUUCACGAUACACGGGAAUCAUGAUUACCCAUACAGCUGCGACUAUAUCUGCCCCUUGGACAUAUUGAAUGUAUGUAACCUAAUUAAUUACAUAGGAAAAAGCAACCUGAACUAUCUUGUGGUGAAACCAAUUCUUUUAAACAAAGGGAAUACAAAAAUAGCUAUUUAUGCAAUCGGAUGGAUCAAGGAUGAACGGUUGUAUAGAGCCUUUGAUAACAAAAGAAUAAAGUUUAUGUUAUCAGAUGAUUAUAAGAAGCGAAUAAAUAUUCUCGUUCUACAUCAAAAUCGAUAUGUCAGAUGUGCACAUGGAAAUAAUUUAAAAAAUUAUAUUAAAGAAUCUUUUAUCCCCAAAUUCAUUGAUUUGGUUAUAUGGGGACAUGAGCAUUACUCGAAACCCUACUUAGAGGAAAGUUUAUACAAUUCAUUUUAUAAUUUACAAUUAGGUUCUUCUGUUAGAACAUCUUUAUGUACAAAUGAAUGUGGGGAUAAGUAUAUUGGUUUACUGGAAAUUAGAAAUGAGAGAUUUCGCUUUUUAAAAAUUCAAUUAGAAACAGUGAGACCAUUUGAAUUUAAAGAAAUUCGACUAGCUAAUUACAAUUUAAAUUUCAAAGAUGAAUCCAUAUUGAAGCAAUUUUUGCAUGAACAGACAAAUAAUAUUUUAACUAAUUUUCAACAAAAUCUAUUUGAACAAGUGAAAAAAUAUUACUUGUUCAGAAAAAUUUUCUUUCUUUCACCUGAGUCUUCUAAAAUGGAAAACAAAUACACUCAUGUUGUAGCUCUGCAAAAGGGCACAGCAGUGGAUAAAGAAAUGUGCAAACAAAUGGGAAAACAAAUCUGUGAUGGGAAGAAUGUCGAAGCAAAAGGUACACUCGUAAGUGAUGCCAAUCUGAAGAACUCUUUGGCUAGCGAAAUUUACACAAAUAAGGAACUGUUGGAUGAAUAUUUUGAUUCCAUAAUAUCUAAGCGAGAUAUAAAUGAUUUUAUGCAGAAUUUGCAAAAUGAUGAAUUCUAUUCAACUACAUUUAUUCAUGUUGCUUUUUCAAAUCCUAGUGAUACAUUUGAUCUCUUAAAAAUAAAAAAAGGUAUUUAUGAUAAACCCCUAGUGAAAUUAAAAGUCGAAUAUGAUGACAUUAACAUAAUAAAUACACAAUUGUUCGGUUCAAUAUUUACAAAUAAUAUAGCAAAUCCAUCGGAGUUCUUAUCUUUUUGUAGAAAAAAAAGAAAAAACAACAGUGGAAUUCAAACAGGAGGAGAUACUUGCACAAAUGGAAAUAACACCAAUGUAGCACAUGCAUUCGUUUCUCUCACCAAUAAUUCGAUGCACCAUCCACAGAUGGAUGCUGCUGCUGAUGACGAUAAAGAUAUACUUAACAUGGAACAUAUAAAUGAAUACAACAAAGUCUUUGAUAUUCUUUUUGAUUACUGCCACCUCAGAGAAGACCUCUCAAUCCUCAAUAAUAAAACAAUAAUGGAAACGGUUAUAAAUUACAUGCGUAAUUCGAACUCAUCUUUUAAUUCUGAAUCCAAUGGCACAUCUGAUUUCUGCAGCAUCAUUUCGAUGGUUGAACACUCCGCUAGAAAUAAAAUAGAUCUCCUCGAGGGACGUCUCAUGGAUAUUCCAGUGGAAAACAUAACGGAUGAUUACCUGACUGAGCUAACCAAAAAUCUUCCUCGGUCUUAA
Plasmodium gonderi is the source of this 3456-nucleotide messenger RNA. Its product is annotated as double-strand break repair protein MRE11. The record is from RefSeq and is a predicted model, not a curated record. Gene Ontology annotation, biological process: mitochondrial double-strand break repair via homologous recombination; telomere maintenance; meiotic DNA double-strand break formation. The coding region runs from base 1 to 3456 and encodes 1151 amino acids. The transcript has a single exon. Gene Ontology annotation, molecular function: manganese ion binding; endonuclease activity. Gene Ontology annotation, cellular component: nucleus; Mre11 complex. Lineage: Eukaryota; Apicomplexa; Aconoidasida; Haemosporida; Plasmodiidae.